CAUUGAAUACAUUUGUUAUUUAAUUAUAUUAUUCUCUGUGCAUUCUGUCACCAGUGCCCUAACCUAACUUUUUCAAGCACUUUCAAAAUAAAUGUAAUUAUUUAAAAUUGAAUAUAUUUACUAUCUAUUCACCAUGGAAGAAAAUCCUAAGAACAGGGGACGAAAACAUAUCGCUAAUAAAUCUAAAUAUAAUAAAAAUAAACCGAAACCUACUGGUUUAGCAAAAUCCAUCAUCAAAACAAAAUCUUUAGCUCCUAAUUGGGAUAGAUAUGAGGAAGAAUUGACUUCAGGUAACGAUUAUGUACCCUUAGGAUCCGACUUUGCACUUUUAGCCAAUGCACCUAUUUCAAGAGGAAGUCACUUUCAAUUCAAAUCUGAAACAAACAAGAUUCAGGAAUUAGAAAAGGCAUCCGUUGUGGAUACUAGUGGUUUAUUCAAUAUUGAUCUGAAUUUAAUUGGUUUAAGUUUGUCUACAAUACCUUUCAAUGAAAGAUGUGAUAUACCAGAUGAUUAUUUCUCAGAAUCUCAGCGAAAAAUAAUGCUGCAGACAGCGAAAACUAAUGACCAGAUAUUAGAAGAAACCUUAUCAAGAGAUAAUGUUGACGUUUCAUCUACUAUUGAUACGUUUUUUGCAUCAAAUAAAUCUGUAGAUUCCUCAAUGUCAUAUAAAAGUGAAACAGAUGGAAGCAUUGAUGAGAAUAAUACACACAAAGAAGAAGUUGAUUCUAAAUCUCAAAUAUCAGAGGAAACAGUUUCAAUAUUUGACACUGAAAUUGCUUCUCUUGCAAUAGGAGAUGUAAAAAAAGAUACUCAUGAGUCUGCCGCUUCAAUAUUAGAGUCAGAAUCAUUAUCGCAAUGGUUAGAUGAUGUUCUAGGCGAUUGAUGUUUUCGGGCUUCCAUUUUUUGUAUUGACCUGGUGAUAUUAGCAAAUUUUUAUUUUAUUUUUAUUGAAAUAAAUUCGAUUUUUAUAA
Messenger RNA from Harmonia axyridis, 971 nucleotides. RefSeq lists its product as uncharacterized. Bases 134 to 883 code for a protein of 249 amino acids. Gene Ontology annotation, biological process: negative regulation of G2/M transition of mitotic cell cycle. Lineage: Eukaryota; Metazoa; Arthropoda; Insecta; Coleoptera; Coccinellidae. The record is from RefSeq and is a predicted model, not a curated record. The transcript is spliced from 3 exons.